Effrenium voratum is the source of this 1267-nucleotide messenger RNA. Lineage: Eukaryota; Dinophyceae; Suessiales; Symbiodiniaceae. The record is from the annotation of a GenBank genome assembly.
AGGGCCGGUCUGAACUUCCAGGCGGGUCAGCCAGCCAACAAGCCGUGUUUACGUAAACAACCCUCAACAGUGUAAACAUGGCAAGCUUGUGCCACAUCGCUCUGUGCGACACUUGACGUCCAAGUGAUCUGUUAGAAGCUCCCCUCAGACUUGGCUCAACGGGCUGACCUCUGUCCUCAAAACGAUGAUUUCGCCCCCAAAGCAAUGAUUUCGUCCCCAAUACGAUGAUUUCAUCCCAAAGCGUUGACUUUUGUCCUCGAGCGGCACGGGCAGCCUCCUUUGCCUCGCAGACGUUUGUAGUGAAGAUCAAGAAGCACAGACGCGUAGUCAUAGCACAAUGGCAGUGAAUUCCGAUGAGCGAAUGGACAAGAUGAUGCAAAUGAUGCAAGCGAUGAUGACGCAGGUGGACUCCUUGGUGGAGAAGCAGGACUCCUUGGUGGAGAAGCAGGACUCCUUGCAGAAGCAGGUGGAGUCCAUACAAAAGGACAUCAAUACAUUCGUGACACCACUCUACCGCGUGCAUCCAGUCCCAGAAGAUGUGGUAUCGCAAUUGACUGACAAGACUUUCCAUGAGACAGCAAAGAAGUACUACGGGGGCGCAAAUUCGUGUGUCAUCUUGGGACAGCUUUUCAGUCCAAAGAAAUCCCGCAAUUAUGCCAGCCGUUGGUUCCCAGCAGUUGCGGAACACAUCGUUCCGAAGGCACAGUGGACAGUGGCUGAGAACUGGGGGUUUCACACAACAGAUGCCAAAAACGCACUGCUUCUUCUUAAGGAUGUGGAGCUGAAGUAUCAAGCCGGGAGGUUGACCCUGAUCCCAGCUGAGGUUCAACCAGGCAGAGAUGAACUGAUUCUCGUGGUGGAGAUCAGCGAGGCAUUGAAGGACACAGUCAUCAAGUAUGUAGAUCGCCAAUGUUCCAAAUUCGCGCCAGUGAAGGGAAAAGAGAAAGGGCGGGGAGAGCUCAAAGAGCUGAAAUUCAGAGAUCUGCACGGCCAACAAAUUUCUGUCCGCCCCCCGCCUCACAUGCGAGCGCUCUUUCUCAAAGCAGAAAUGGCGCAUAGGCAGCAUCAGGAGUUGACAAAUCCGUCCAGGAUUGUCGACAGAUACACCCAGCGCUGCCCAAGCAUGACAGGAGAUCUGAUCCAGCGACUUCUGGCGUCAAAUUCGGUAGGGCCGGCUUGAGGCAGCAUGCAGAAGAGCAUGUACGAAGUCUGUGAGCAGAACUGCUUGCGAACGAGUGAGAAACCCACCAGCCGCGCUUGCGUGAUG